UGACUACACGUUCUUAGCUUGCAAUUCCUUCUCCAGAAACCUCCUUUCCUUUCUUCCCUUUUCUAUACAAUGCAUUUUCAAUAGAACCCAUUUAUUAUACACGGACAAUAUUAUAUAAACAUACAGAUAAAAGUCUUCGAUUAUUUCAAGAACCAUUAGAAGAAAUGGUUCGUUCAAGAUUUGAUUCAAGAUUCAGUUUAAUCAAGAACGUUGGAUUUUUAUUGAUUCUUCUAUGUUUGCCGUUGAUUUGUCUUGGGAUUCGUUCAUUUCCGAAUUCCGAGGUGUCUGAAUCGGAAUUUAAUAGCUUUUUUGGGUUCUCUGAGGCACCGGACUACCGGAACGGCGUCGACUGUUCGUCGACGGCGGAGGGACAGGCUGUGUCGUCAUGUGAUCCGUCGCUGAUUCACGUGGCGAUGACUCUUGACUCGGAGUAUCUACGCGGGUCGGUGGCGGCGGUGCACUCCGUUCUCCGCCAUGCGUCGUGCCCGGAGCAGGUAUUCUUCCAUUUCAUCGCCACCGAGUUCGACCCAACCAGCCCGCGCGUCCUGACCCAACUCAUUCGAUCCAUUUUCCCUUCACUCAACUUCAAAGUCUACAUAUUUCGUGAAGACACAGUCAUCAACCUAAUCUCCUCCUCCAUCCGGAUUGCCCUGGAGAAUCCGUUAAACUAUGCCCGGAACUAUCUGGGAGACAUUCUUGACCCUUGUGUCAACCGGGUCAUCUACUUGGAUUCGGACCUUGUUCUAGUCGACGACAUUCAAAAGCUCUGGAACACCCCCUUCUCAGGAUCCAAAGUAAUCGGAGCCCCGGAAUACUGCCACGCCAAUUUCACGAAAUACUUCACGGAUACAUUCUGGUCGGAUCCGUUACUCAGCCGGGUAUUCGGGUCAAGAAAUCCGUGUUAUUUCAACACGGGUGUAAUGGUAAUGGAUUUAGAAAAAUGGCGAAAAGGGAAUUACAGGAAGAAAAUUGAGAACUGGAUGGAACUGCAGAAAAAGAAACGUAUAUAUGAACUGGGAUCAUUGCCUCCAUUUUUGCUUGUAUUCGGUGGAAAUGUGGAGCCCAUUGAUCACAGAUGGAACCAGCAUGGAUUGGGAGGGGACAAUGUGAAGGGAUCCUGUAGAGCCCUGCACCCUGGACCGGUGAGCCUGCUCCACUGGAGUGGUAAAGGGAAGCCAUGGGUUAGGCUUGAUGAGAAUAAACCCUGUACAUUGGAUUAUCUUUGGAAGCCGUAUGAUUUGUACAAGCCUUAUCAGCAGGGGAAAUUGAAGGUACAAACACAGAAGCAGCAGUUAUUGGGUUUGAGUUUGUCUAGUGGUGGAAGAAGUACAAAACUGAUUGAAUUGCCUGGUUAUUUCAUUUGAUUCUUUUUAUUGAUAUUGGAUUUUUUGAUUAGCUUUGUACAGAUUGAUUAAUUUGGUGUUGUCGGUUCAUUUCAUUUGAUGCAUGAGCGAGUUGGAAUUCCAUUGAUUUGGAACAAUUUUGGGAUACAUUGGUGGUGUAUUGAAUUUACAAAGGGAAUUUGGUGGAAAUAAUGAAUAACAUUUAGUUGUUCUUUUCAACAUUAUUUGUAUCAAUUAGAAAGUAUUUCAUAAAUCUGUUAUACCAAUUUCUCAAUUUCGAUA
This is a messenger RNA of Olea europaea var. sylvestris, 1625 nucleotides long. RefSeq names its product probable galacturonosyltransferase-like 9. Gene Ontology annotation, cellular component: Golgi apparatus. Lineage: Eukaryota; Viridiplantae; Streptophyta; Magnoliopsida; Lamiales; Oleaceae. Gene Ontology annotation, molecular function: glycosyltransferase activity. The record is from RefSeq and is a predicted model, not a curated record. The transcript has a single exon. Bases 165 to 1364 code for a protein of 399 amino acids.